Messenger RNA from Raphanus sativus (radish), 1508 nucleotides. RefSeq lists its product as uncharacterized. Bases 268 to 1344 code for a protein of 358 amino acids. NCBI's taxonomy places the organism in Eukaryota, Viridiplantae, Streptophyta, Magnoliopsida, Brassicales, Brassicaceae. The record is from RefSeq and is a predicted model, not a curated record. The transcript has a single exon.
GGGAGUUUCAACGGACUAAUCUUGUGUCAUUUGAAACAACAUUAGACAACGAUAUUAAGGAAGUUAAAUAUAAUUUGGAGGAGCACAAACCUCAGAGAGGAGAAUCGACCAUGAAAAGAAAAAGAAGAUAAUGGAAAGAAGAAUAUCCUGAAAACUUGAUGUGCAAGGCUAAAUAAAUGCAUUCCUUUGUAUAAGAAAAUAUUGGUGGGGCAUUCCAAAGUCAUCAAUUAGGGUUUACUUCCUAUUCAUUGAGAAUAUUCUCUGUUCAUGUCUGUGCUUCUCAGUCGGCUCCGCCUUGGCAAAUCUCCGAGACUACCUUUUCUUAUUCUCUCUAAUGGCUUCUCAACUUCUUUGCUUCAAACCCCUCCUUGUAGUAUCAUCUCUGCUGAUUCUUGUGGACCUGAUAUGGGCAAACUGAUCAUUUUCAAUGCUAAUGACACAGACGACACUCAUUUGGAUAAGAAGGUGCCUCUGGAGUUGAUGAAGAAAAUGGGAACGGUAGCGUCAUCAAAUGGCUGGGUAGCUACUCUCAAAGACGACCGCAUAUUGCGUCUCCAAGACGAUCUCAACCCUGCUGCGUCGGAUACAAACCCCAAACGCAUCCCUUUGCCUCCCCUUGUAACUCUGCCUCACUGCCAAACAAAAAUCAUCACCAACGUGUCAAUGUCCUCAUCUUCCCCUGAGGAUGAAGACUGUGUGGUGGCCGUCAAGUUCUUAGGACCUCAGAUCAGCUUUUGCAGACCGGCUCAGAGCAACUCCGGGUGGACCAACAUGAGGAUCGAGAACCCCUGCUUCUACUCCUCACGAGUAAUGUUUUCCAAGAUAGAUGAAAGCUUUCUCAUGCCCGGCUCUGGAGGCCACAUCAUUGGAUCAUGGGAUCUCCGAAAACACAAGCCUAAAACAAAGAUUAAGAGGUUGCGAUUUCGAGACCUUCCCGAGCUGACCGAGACCAAACGGGAGAUUUUGUAUUCGUGCUGCAAGAGCGAACACUUGGUGGAGUCAAGAAUAACGGAUGAGACUUUCUUGCUUAAGCAGUACAGGAAGACCACCUCCAAAACCGUCAAGGGCAUUGCACAAAUGAAAACAGAAGCUUUGAUGGUGUUCAGACUUGACAAAGAAGGAAACGCUGUUUACACUAAUGACAUUGGGGGUCUCUGCAUUUUCCUCUCAAAGGCUGAACCUUUCUGUACCCAUGCUGGCUUAUUUCCUGGUUUGAGCUUUAACGUCGUCAAAGUCUUGGACGUGGACGAAACCGGCUCUGUCGAACUGUACAAUUCCUUCAUCUGUACUUGGGAUUCUACAUCCAGCGUCCCUUACUAUAUUCCACCUCAAAAUAUAAACUAGCGUCCCAUACUAUAUAUAUGACUUCGAUCAGGAAUGGCUGAUUCAACCAUGGUCAUGUAAUCGGUAACUGAUAUUUUACUUAAUUUUGGUUCCCCUUCAAACAAUAUAGACUAGCAAGUACUUGAUGGUUUCGAUUUGAGUUUAGAGUCUGUCUUUUCGUUUAA